Salvia miltiorrhiza (redroot sage) is the source of this 416-nucleotide messenger RNA. RefSeq lists its product as uncharacterized. Lineage: Eukaryota; Viridiplantae; Streptophyta; Magnoliopsida; Lamiales; Lamiaceae. The transcript has a single exon. The record is from RefSeq and is a predicted model, not a curated record. The annotation marks the transcript as partial.
AUGAAUCAGGUGGAGCCUCAAACCGUUCAACCACCGCCAGCUCAAGCACCACCAGCUCAGGCGCCGCUAGCAGAAGGAUGUGGCAUAUGUGGUGAUUUUAGCCACGGAACCAACGAGUGCCACCGAAUGGGGGAGUUCACACCUGAAGGGGAAGCAGAGGUCUAUGCUGCCCAGGGAUACCAGGGGAGACCUCAAUUUGAACAGAGGCCCAUGUUUAAUCAAGGGCAACAGAAUCCCAACGUGGGGUGGAGAACUCAGCAGAAUUCUGGAUGGAGGAACCAAGCGCCUGGCCAAGGGUCGGGACCAAAUCAAGGCAAUCAAUUCCGCCGCCCUCCUCAGCAAUUUGGGUAUCAGAAUCAGCAGCAGUUUUACCCACCUCAGCAGCAGUUCCCUUUUCCUCAGCAGCAGAACUACCC